AUUCUCCGCAUCUGCAAAUGUCAUCAGUUCCAUAUUGUCUGCAUUAAGCAACCAUUUCACAAUUUAUAGUAUAACAUUUUCUGGAUUAUACUCAAGUAAGAAUUUGUAAUAAAUAUAUUGUGGGGUUAACAAACAACAUCCAACAUAAAGUAACAAAAAUGCUGAAUUACUUUCUGUUGUGCUCUUGUAUUGUUCCUACUUUGUUGGGUGCACCAAUUCCAGUGGCGCAAAACGAUGUUAUUUCCCACAUUGUUAUUGUUACACCCCAAGCUCAAGUUCAUCUGGAACCGGCCAUUAAAUACGAUACUUCCGCAUUUAUUCAUCAUCUCUCUCCAUUAGCACGUAUCUUAUCUCCACAUGAUGAUACUAUUCUCUACGUUCCAGCUAAUCCUGCUGCUCCAAUUAUUCCCGUCGAAAACAUAAGCGUGGGCCGUGCGAACAUCAAAGAGCAACUACAGAAACUAGAAACUAAACAAUGGGAUCAGAUUUCGCAGCAAAUUCAACAGGCUGUUCAGACUGGUUCAUCCCAAUUAGGGCCGCAAUUAAGCGAAGCAGCCACUGCAGCCUCCAGCGCUGCUGCAGCUGCCGGACAAGGUCUAUUUCCCGCUUUGUUUCCACCAGGCGGUAGUUCAUCGUCCAAUACUGCAAGUAAGGAAGAUAAGCAAACAAUCGAGUCCUUAUUAACCAGCAAUGCUCGUGUCUAUGCACUUACUCCGGCUGUGUCCCAUGUUGUCGAUUUCGUUCAAUCACCCCUAUUCAUCGGGCCAAUUUCGGCUAUACGAACACGCAGUAUAAAAGAAAGUGAAAUUACUCAAUCAUCCGCUGCUUCAGAGCUAGAAGCUAAAAAAAUAGAUGAAAUACAUUUUAAGGAUAAUGUAAAGACUUUUGAUGAUGCUGUAAAAACGCAGCCACAGCAGGAACGUCAACGCAAUUUAAAAGUAGACCCGUUGGAAAAAAACAAAGAACUUACUGAAAAUGAUAAUAAUGAACAAAUGGAAAAACGUAAUGGGAAUAAAUUACAACAGCCAAUAAAGGAAGAACAUAAUCAAGAAGUCAUAUUACAUCAAUCUACUCAACUUAAAAAUUCAGAAAUUUUUGAUGGCAAUGGAGCUUUUCGUGAAAAUAUGUCGGAAUCAAUAAUCUCUAAAAUUGCUUAAAAUAUCUGACUAUCUGGUAUGGCAUACGUGUAUAAAUACACACAUAUAUAAAAAAAUUGAUUAAGACCUAUGUAUAUCUUCGAACCAUUACUAACACAAUAAUUUACUAUACUACCGCAUUAAAAUACACUUGAUAAUGAAAAAUUUAAAUAAACAUUUUUACAGUAAAAA
Messenger RNA from Zeugodacus cucurbitae (melon fly), 1328 nucleotides. RefSeq lists its product as hypothetical. Lineage: Eukaryota; Metazoa; Arthropoda; Insecta; Diptera; Tephritidae. The transcript has 3 exons. The record is from RefSeq and is a predicted model, not a curated record. Bases 159 to 1157 code for a protein of 332 amino acids.